Molecule: messenger RNA, 1546 nt
Organism: Daphnia pulex (common water flea)
Lineage: Eukaryota; Metazoa; Arthropoda; Branchiopoda; Diplostraca; Daphniidae
Exons: 2
Coding region: 145-1500 (451 amino acids)
Source: RefSeq, a predicted model, not a curated record
UCUUUGAAUUGUUGGUUUUUCGACGGAUGGUGUUGGUGUGUAUUGUUUAACAGCCAACAUCUCCCAAACAUAGAUAAUUUGGACUGUAGCCCAUGUUCGAGUAUUUCCUUGGCAUUUCUUUUCACUUGUUUCCAGUACAUCAUUAUGGAUUCAAAAGCAGAAGAAAAUAGAAACCAACGUCUGGUUUCACCACCAUGUUUCGUCAACCCUGAUUUAGAUAAAAUCCACAAUCCCGAUUGCCAAAAGAUACCGUCAAGUUGUCGAUGCAGUGACAAAACCGCAUGGAUUUGGGCCAGUUCACCCGAUAAAGUAAAAUCUGUCCGUUGGGGUAUGUGGAUCUUGUUUGUGGAAAAGAAAAAUGUCGACAAAAUUUGGAGUGAAAUCGUAGCUCUUCUUUCGAAUAAUCAACUGGGUAACGUGGCCAAAGUCUCCACUGCUGAUAAAAGAGGUGAUAUGCAUGCCGUUUGCUUGUACACUUACGACUUCAAAGACGUCCCUGAUGUUUUCCGAGUACUUGUGACAUUGCGGCGGAUGAAUCACCUCGAAAAUGGUCCCAAUGGGACAAUUCCCAUAAGAUACGCAACGGAAGAAAAUGAUGUAGAAGAAGCCGUCAACGGAGCAGGCAUUCCUAUGUAUAUUUCGCCACCUGCUGUGAUCUAUGAGAAAAAGGAAUCCAUUAAAAUGCACCAUUUGCUCAAAAUUGGGCCUGACUCCAAAGUUGGUUUGGUGGCGGAACUAAGGAGGAAUUCCGUGAGUGAAGACAUAAUCAAGUUCUACAAUCCACCAAUAGACAUCAAAAUCUCUUCAUCCGUAUCACGUCCUUGCAAAUACGAUGAACUCAUCGAUAUUGAAGAUGAAUUCCAUGAUCCACUAUGUGAUAAACAGCCUUCAACUUGUUGUUGUAAAGAUGUCGAAUGGAUUUGGGCUUACCAACUUGUACGGGUAAAACCUAUCCAUCGUGGUAAAUGGAUGCUAUUUCCCAAAACUGAAAAUGUCGACGAGAUUUGGGAAAAAGUCAAGAUUCUUGUGGCAGCCAAUCGACUUGGUAAUAUCGCCAAUUGUUCACGAGCAGAUAAAGAAAAUAUACAUGUAAUUUGUGUAUUCACCAAAAACUUUGAGGAUGUUAAAGAUGUUUUUCGAGUGCUUGUAACAUUGCGACGCAAUUGCCUACAAAAUACUGCCAUUCAUUACAAAACGGAUGAGGCGACAGAGCAAGGAGUGUAUAAAACCGACGAAGCAGCCAAGAGAGCCGGCUUUGACUCAGCAGAAAAAUUAAAACCUGGACAAAGAGUUUCGAUGUAUUUUUCACCACCCAGCCCAAACGUUUCUACAGGCGCUACGGAGACAAUUCAGCUAUUCUUAAAUAAUAUUGGACCCAGGUUUGAUAGAGGUCUUGUGGCAGAACUGAGAAAGGAACCUGAUGAACUCGAGGAUAAAAUAAUUUUUUAUAAUCCACCCAGGAUCCAUCAUCCACUAUAUCCAUCUGGCCGUUAUUAUUAAGGUUUUGUUCCAAAAUCUUUCUGAAUUUAUCUGACUGCAAAGAAAA